This is a messenger RNA of Danio rerio (zebrafish), 2498 nucleotides long. It is a transcript of the gene xrcc5, whose product is annotated as X-ray repair complementing 5. Gene Ontology annotation, cellular component: Ku70:Ku80 complex; chromosome; nucleus. Gene Ontology annotation, biological process: double-strand break repair; DNA recombination; telomere maintenance. Gene Ontology annotation, molecular function: class I DNA-(apurinic or apyrimidinic site) endonuclease activity; DNA helicase activity; telomeric repeat DNA binding. NCBI's taxonomy places the organism in Eukaryota, Metazoa, Chordata, Actinopteri, Cypriniformes, Danionidae. The record is from RefSeq and is marked validated.
CGGAAGCCAGCAGCGAUGGCGCGAGCAGCGAAGUCAGCGCUGGUGCUCUGCAUGGAUGUGGGUUUCUCCAUGAGCAACUCUGGACCUGGACAGGAGCCGCCAUUUGAACAGGCCAAGAAAGUCAUCCAGAAGUUUGUCCAGCGGCAGGUGUUUGCUGAGAAUAAGGAUGAGAUUGGUUUGGUGCUGUUUGGUACUGAUGGCACCAAGAAUCCUCUGGCCAAUGACGGUCAGUAUGAGAACAUCACGGUUCACCGACACCUCAUGAUCCCUGAUUUUGAACUGCUGGAGGAGAUUGAGAGAGAACUGCAACCUGGCGGUCAGCAGGCAGACUGGCUCGAUGCUCUGGUGGUUUGCAUGGACCUUCUGCAGAAUGAAACCAUGGGGAAGAAGUAUGAUCGUCUGAACAUCGCCUUGCUGACGGAUCUGAACAUCCAGACUUCAGAAGAUCAGCUGGAUAUUAUCAUUCAGAACCUGAAGAAAGCUGGAAUCACCCUGCAGUUUUUUUUGCCGUUCCCUGUGGAUGUUGAGGAUGAAGCCGGAGGUGGAGGUGAUGCAGCAGGACCCUCAGCGCCUCCGUCCCGUCCAGGAAAAGGCUUGAGUCGCCAACAAACACAAGGCCUGGAGAUGGUCAAACACAUCAUGAGCAGCCUGGAGGACGAGGACGGCCUGGAGGAGGUCUACACAUUCAGUGACGCUCUGGAGAAACUCUCCAUCUUCAAGCGUAUUGAAAGGAGGCCGAUGGCAUGGCCGUGUCAGCUCACCAUCGGCAGCUCUCUGUCUAUUCGCAUUGUUGGAUAUAAAGCUGUGACAGAGGAAAAGGUGAAAAAGUCUUGGACGAUUGUGGACGCUCAGAGUCACCAGAGAGAUGACGUGAAGAGAGAGACAGUUUACUGUCUGAACGAUGAUGAUGAAACUGAGGUGCAGAAAGACGACACAAUACAAGGUUACCGUUAUGGAAGUGACAUUGUGCCGUUUUCAAAGGUGGACGAGGAGCAGAUGAAAUAUAAGCAUGAUGGGAAGUGUUUCUCUGUGCUUGGCUUCACUAAACAGGAGCUGAUUCCUCGUCAUCAGUUUAUGGGAAGCCAAGUUGUCAAAGUCUUUGCACCCAGAGAUGAUGAGCAUGCAGCAGUUGCUCUGUCCUCUCUGAUUCGUGCUCUUGAUGGUCUAAAGAUGGCAGCCAUUGUACGUUAUGCUUACGACCGCCGCAGCAAUCCUCAAGUGGGCGCCGCGUUUCCCUGCAUAAAGAAAAAAUAUGAAUGUCUGCUGUACGUUCAGCUGCCGUAUAUGGAGGAUCUCCGUCAGUUCACUUUCCCCAUGCUGGAAAACAACAAGAAGUUUAUGCCAUCAGGGUCUCAGUUGUCAGCCGUAGAUGCGCUGAUCGACUCCAUGAUGCUGAUGGAGAAGGAUGAGAAUGGAGAAAGUGUGGAGAUCUUCAAAGUCAACCACAUCCCAAACCCACAGUUCCAGAGGCUCUUCCAGUGUUUGCAUCACCGCGGUGUGAAUCCUGAUGAUCCUCUGCCUCCCGUGGAUCCGUGGCUCAAGCGGGUCCUGGAAAGACCGCAGGCCGUGUCCGCUCGCUGCCAGGCCCCUCUGCGGGACGUCAAGACCAGCUUCCCUCUCAAAGUGGUGGUGAAAAAGAAAGAGCAGAAGACGAGCGCAGACGUGUUCGGCAGCAGUGCUGAUGAACCAGAUGCCAAGAAAGUCAAAGUGAAUGAAGAAACCGAGUUUAACCUGGCUGAGAUUACAGAGGGAAACAUCACAUCGGUUGGCAGCGUCAAUCCAGCCAGAGAUUUCUGCACACUGAUAAGACAGAAGACGGUUUCUUUCGAUCAAGCGUGCCAGCAGCUGACCCACAGGAUUGAGCAGUUGCUGGGCAACAGGAGCACUGAGUAUUACACCAAGAGCAUCGCCUGCAUCCAGGCCUUCAGGGAUCAGUCUGUACUGAGCGGAAACGCAGAGCUGUUCAACAGUUACCUGCAGUCUCUGAAGAGGAGCAUUGCUGACCGCAGCCUUCAGGACUUCUGGAACCUGCUCGCUCAAGAUGCUCUAACGCUGAUUAGCAAAGAUGAAGUGGAGGCAAGCACCAUCUCCAAACAAGAAGCAAAUCAGUUCCUGUCAUUUGAGCAGAAGCAGGAAGUUGAAGUAGCUCCAGCGCAGGACGACACUGGAGAUGUGGAUGAUCUGCUGGACAUGAUGUAAACGGAUGUCUCCAACACCGGUGUUCAUCCACUCCUGUGCAUUUCUCCAUUAAGUGCCAUUCCUAGUGUUUUUUGUUAUUGAUGAAACACAAACUCCUGGAAAAGUGCUGUAAUUUCUCUGUCCUGUGCAUGUUUGGCAAUUGAUUUGCUGAAGUUUGAUUUGUGUCUCAUGUAUUGCGCAGCCUCUAUUUGUUGGAUUUUCUAAAGAGAAGGAAAUAAUAAUGUUAAUGUCUGUGUGUUUUAACAGCCACUGAAACUUGAAUGCUUUAAAUAAAAGAUCAGACAAAACUGUAAAUCUAA